Ostrea edulis (European flat oyster) is the source of this 1751-nucleotide messenger RNA. RefSeq names its product secretory immunoglobulin A-binding protein EsiB-like. Lineage: Eukaryota; Metazoa; Mollusca; Bivalvia; Ostreida; Ostreidae. The transcript is spliced from 5 exons. The record is from RefSeq and is a predicted model, not a curated record. The coding region runs from base 826 to 1194 and encodes 122 amino acids. Gene Ontology annotation, molecular function: protein binding.
AUGUAAGAGACAUAUCUCAAGCCCUAUAAAAUCUGUAAAAUCCAGGAGCUUCCCCCUGGGUCCCUAAAGUGGCCCCAGACCCCCUGCCGCAUAAAGUUGCGCCCCCAACCGCAAUUCCUGGAUCCGCCCCUAUAUUGUGUUAAUAAUUGUAACAAUCAGUGUCUAAGGUAUAAAAAGUCUCUGAUAUAUAAACAAAUUUCUUUUGUAGAUACAAUAUUAAGAGGACUCAGAAAAGUACAGGAUAAUCAUAUAUUUUUGAAUAAUUUUUUCUUAUAUGUUUGUAUAAAGAAGUAUCAUUUCAUUGCCAAAACCACUGACCUCGAUCCAUGCAACUUCCAUUCUGUACAAUAUUUAGAAAGCGUGUCUAUACAAUAUUAUAGUUAAUUUUUGUCAAUUCGCAUGUUAUAUUGUUCUGAAUCCAAAACAGUUCUGGAAAUAAAUUAUAUUUUAUUCUAUUCUAUUUGAAUAAUUAUUUUCUAGAUAAUAUUGUAGAAAUCUAUUGAUUGGAUCAAAAAAUUUUAAAAUUUGAACAAAGUUUCUAUCGAUCCCUUCUUUUCCGUUAUUUAUUAUUUAUUGUAUCGGUCAAUCGAUCGACAGAAGGAAUUCGACAUAGCGUUCUAAUCAAGCCUAGGCAGGCCUGGAGAUCGAUUUGUUUAAACAUAAAUUUAUCAGUAUCAAUUAUGCAUAUAUUAUUUUUACCGACAAACUCUACAUUGCCACGUAGUUUUAAAAAUGUACUUUUUUGUUCAUAUAAUAUUUAUAAAUAAGUGCCUCUGAUGAGGACUCCCAUCUCUCGGUUCUCGAAUAGUCCUCAACGUCAGUGAUAUGUGGCCUGUACAUACAUGUGCGGUGGUGUUAAUUUCCACUCUGUCCUUUGCCCUUUAUUUCAAUGUGACGUAUGGUUACGCGUGGCUGGGAUACCCGAGUGCAAACCAUCAGAUCGGACAGAGAUACCUGCACGAAAAGGGGGUUGAAAAGCACAUAUUGAAAGCCAUGGAGCAUUUCAAAAAAGCUGCUGACCAGGGUCACCCUCACGCUGCUUACAAUUUGGCUAUCGGUCACCUGAAGGGGUACAAGUCUGGUCUCAAACCCGGUGAAGCCCACAUGCUGAUUCAACAUGCUGCAUCUAAAGGCGUGAAGGAAGCGCAUCAAGUGUUGAACGAGGUGUGCUCCAGAGGAGGCUGUAAAAACUAGUAAACGAUGGAGAGUUGAGGAAAAUCUUUGAUUCCCUCCCAAAUCAUAUGUAUCCGAUUCGGGAGCGGAUGAAAUAUUUUAUGUUAGUAAAAUUGGAUCGAAGUUAUUAGCAAUGAUGCACUAGUACUAAUAGAUACACUUUCGAGUUACUGCUGGACAAAGAUCAACAACGAAACAUGCUGGACCGAUAACUUAAAACUGCUGCGGUUUUAUUUUCCUACUUUGACAUAAAACAAUGUUCGUUUCCGAGACUGGCUCAUAUUUGUAUGUGAUAGCGCCACAGUCACAGGAGGCAGAACAGCGAAUCGUGAAUGACAGCUGUAUUUAUAUGACCUAAACAAGAAACAAUAGAUCCCCGGAAUAUAUGCCCAGUUUUGUUCUUUCGUGGGUUUUUUUUUUCUGCGGCAAAAGUAACUGUUGAUCUGCUGGAAACCAACAUGUAUAUAUCAUUCCGUCCAAAAAGCAAUAGUUUUUUUCUUUCUUUUUUAUAAUACACAUGUACAUUGUACUGUUUGCAUUUAUAAACAUAUUUUGUUAAAAUAAAGAUACUUAGUAAU